Parnassius mnemosyne (clouded apollo) is the source of this 465-nucleotide messenger RNA. The record is from the annotation of a GenBank genome assembly. Lineage: Eukaryota; Metazoa; Arthropoda; Insecta; Lepidoptera; Papilionidae.
AUGGUACCGACACCUCGAAAGGUAGCUGUAACUCUGCACGAAAGGGAGGAAUGCCUCAAAUCCGGAGAAAGAAUUGUUAUUUCCGGAAUGUCAGGUCUCUUUCCUGAUUCCAACCAUGUAAAGGAUCUUGCUGACAUUUUAUAUAACAAGAAAAAUCCUGUUUCAUUGAAUCCACGGUGGAACUACAAUCAUCCUGAAGUCGCACAAUAUGCUGGCCGAAUACCAGAUUUGGAUCUGUUUGAUGCCCAGUUCUUCAAAGUUCACUAUCGUCUGGGACAGUCAAUGGACCCGAUAGCUCGCAAGGUUCUUGAACAAGCAUACCAAGCGAUAUACGAUGCGGGUGUGAACCCGGAACAUUUCUCAGGAAAGAAAGUUGGAGUGUACAUAGGCACUUGUUUUUCUGAAACUGAGAAGAAUUCCUUCUACAAGUCACGCUCUGCAAAUGGGCUCGGUAUCGCUGGGUGA